Molecule: messenger RNA, 2390 nt
Organism: Manihot esculenta (cassava)
Lineage: Eukaryota; Viridiplantae; Streptophyta; Magnoliopsida; Malpighiales; Euphorbiaceae
Product: protein ACCELERATED CELL DEATH 6-like
Exons: 4
Coding region: 10-1944 (644 amino acids)
Cellular component (GO): plasma membrane
Molecular function (GO): protein phosphatase regulator activity; protein phosphatase 1 binding
Source: RefSeq, a predicted model, not a curated record
GCCAUAAUAAUGGAUUUGAAUAUACGUGUAAAUGAGGAAGGAAGCUGGGAGUUGAGAAGCAAGCGGCUAGAAAUAUUGAAGGCCAAAGAAACACCAGAAUUCUUGGAACAUUCCAUACAAUUACCCAAUCAUCGCUAUAUUGAUCCAGAGUUGGAUAAAGCUUUAAAGGAAGGAAAUGCAGACAAUUUCAUUGAUGCGUUAGAACAAGUUUCAGAAAAACUAUCCCUAUCAGCUAUAUUAAAUCAAGCAGGACCAGCAGGGGAUACUUUACUGCAUAUAGCUGCAAGAUUCCACAAAGAAGAGAUUGUUCAACUCAUUGCCUACCAUUUUUCUUCUAUUAUUUCGAGGAGGAACGUCAUUGGCAAUACUGUUCUUCACGUUGCUGCUAAAGCCGGAAUGCUUAAUACAGUUGAAGUUCUUGUGUGCUGUGCAAAAGAUUUCCCUGGAGCAGAUAUUUCAGAUCCAGCGGUGUGGUAUUGUCAGAAUACGGUAGGUUGGUCUCCACUUUAUAUGGCUGUCAGAGUGAACGAUAUGCAAAUGCUUCGGUUAUUGUUGCGAGCUCCAAUAGAGGAUCGUGAUGCGCUAACUAGACUUGAAGGAAACUCGCCGGCUCAUGCUGCCGUUCUGGUUGAGAAUAUAGAUAUGUUAAAGGAGAUGGCAACGAUGAAUCCUGAACUUAUACGAUUAAAGGAUGGAAGAGGACGUAACGUGCUUCAUUUGGCAGCGUAUGGAGGUGACGGUGAAGCAGUUAGGUUCAUUUCAAGCCAGUUUAGAUGGAGCAUGUUUGAAAUGGAUAAUAAGGGCUUCCUUCCCAUUCACAUUGCAAGCAAGAAAGGGUAUGUUGAGAUAGUCAAGGAGCUAUUCAACAAGUGGCCAUAUCCAAAAGAGUUACUCAACAGAGAAGGUCAAAGCAUUCUUCAUGUUGCUGCUAAGAGUGGAAGAAACAACGUAGUGAAAUACAUACUGAAAACUCCUAUACUAAAGAAAAAGCUUUUGAAUACGACAGACAUAAAUGGAAAUACUCCAUUGCAUUUGGCUGCAAUGCACUCUCAUCCUGCAGUUGUGCUUACUCUAACAUGGCAAAAUGAAAUAGAGAUAAACCUUCUCAACAAUGAAAGCUUGACGCCUUUUGAUGUCAGUCCAAAAUUCUUCAGCAAAGCGCCAAGAGGACAAUAUGUAUGUUUUACUGUUACUUUCUCCCUAUUUCUCUGUGUUUUUAAUUUAACAAAUUCUGCUUUGUGGUCUGCUGGUGCUCUCCCAAGUUUCGAUGCAAAGAUUCAAAAGCAAAAGGAAAAGACUUCCAAAAGUAGAAAGGCACCUGAAAUUGAAUGGGUUAAAGAAAGGGUUGGCAUGCUCCUAAUGAAAGAAACACUUGUUGCCACAGCCACCUUUGCUGCUACUUUUACUGUUCCGGGUGGAUUUAACAGCUCUGAAAAUCCAGAGAAAGGAAUUGCAACCAUGUUAAAUAAUCGUAUGUUUCUUCUAUUUGUGGUGUGCAACACUAUAGCUUUUUAUAGCUCCAUCAUCAGCAUUUUCUCCAUGCUAUGGACGACGACAAGUGAUUAUUUUGUGGUGUGUAGAGCUUACUCCUUCUCGCAAAAUCUUUUCGUGUUUGCUCUUGGGAUGAUGUCCCUGGCAUUCAUGGCUGCAAUACAUGUAGCAGUAAGCAAAGUUUCUUGGCUCGCCUACUAUACUGUGAUCUUAGGAAUAAUCUCUCUUGCCAUUUUGGUGUUGAUGUUCACAGCAUUUGAAUUUCCACUCGGACACAGCCCACGAUUUAUGCGUUGUAUUUCCUAUUACAUUUCUUAUGCAAUCAUUCCUCUAUUAGGAGACUAUGAUGAACUUCCUAUUGACAAGGCAGAAGAAUCUGAGCAUAACGAGCAAGAAAAGUUGAGAAAAGAUGAGCAACAAGAAUCUCUAUCAGAAGAGAAAAUGAGAAACUAGAUAUGCAAAUGCAACGCAGAAGGUAUGCAAGCUAGCUGAUAACAAGCAUCCUGUUGUUUUCGUUAAUGAGAUUUGUAGAAAAUCAAGGGCUCAGUCAUCCAACAUGACCAUUCUUAAGAAGCAUGUUCUUGGUGCUUUGAAAUCUGUUUCUUUCCAUGGAAUACCAUGCUUUGUUCUUGAGGAUGCUUCUUUCUCCGAAGUUUUUUGUGCUCUCUGGAGAUGCAUCAGCGUGCUGUUUGACUUUCCUUGCAAUCUUUCGUUUUUAGGUAGUUGUGGUUUUUAGUAAGCUUUGAUCUUUAUUGUUUUGGUACCUAGUCUUUUAGAGUUUUUGCUCUUUUGCCUCACUGGAUUUCUUCAUCCCGGUCUGGUCCAGGCCCACAAGUCUCCCGCGUGAACCAGGUCCAGUCCGUUCUGCCUUGAGACUGAGCUCCAUCUAAAUUUCUCAA